Molecule: messenger RNA, 931 nt
Organism: Aphanomyces astaci
Lineage: Eukaryota; Oomycota; Saprolegniomycetes; Saprolegniales; Verrucalvaceae
Exons: 2
Coding region: 11-613 (200 amino acids)
Biological process (GO): mRNA splicing, via spliceosome
Cellular component (GO): spliceosomal complex
Source: RefSeq, a predicted model, not a curated record
UUUCGAUGCAAUGAGCAAACCAACACACAAAAUGUUUAAGUCGCGAGUGAAAAAGGAGAAACCAGCGCGGAAGCGUGCCAUAGAGGACGGCGACGUGGACGAUGGUGACGCGGAACUUUCGCUUGAGGAGCUGAGGGAGCUGAAGGAAGACCAGAAGUUCCGGGAACGAAAGAGGCUGCAAAGCGAUGGUCGCAAGACGACCACCGCGGCGACGGAAGCGACGACCUCCGCCACGUCCGACUCAUCCCUGUCGACGUUGGAUGGACAGUUCAUGACCCAGUCUGCCGACUUACCCGUCGAUCCAUUUGAAGCGAUCAAGAACAAGUACAUUGAAGCCAAACUCAAAGAAAAGUAUGCCCCAACGACGACAACUGACUCGCCAAUCAUAUCAAAAGAGAGGAGCGAAGAGUUGGAGCUUUACUCUAUCCCCGAGCAUUUGCGCCACCAGCCGACAGACCAUUCAGUCCGUGCUCGUCCUAUAGAUACGAGGCUGACAUUGCAGUACCAUAGGCUGAGCGUGGUAACAUUCUGUCCAAGGGCUCUGGCAUCCCUGAAAUUGAACUGGGUGCAGUUGAUCCUGCAAAAGCAUUGGAAGCGACAAAGGAGGCUCUAAAGGGGCGUGCCAUUCACGAGAGUCACCACCAUUCGUCCAGCACGGGGCUGCCUGUUAACAUGAGCGUGAACUAUACGCAGCACAAAGUAGAUCAUUUGACGAAGCCCAAAGGUGGGCGACUACUACUAUGCAUCAUCACGGACGAGUCUGAACCAAUCGCUCGUAGAGGGCAUAUCGAACGACCAGCAGCUGCAGAAAGACUGAGACCAUCGAUCGUGGCCUCCUCCUCCUCACCGACUGUGUACACCCCCCGACCACCCAUUUCGAUGGCGGUAUAGACUUGUUGGCUAAUAAAGCAAUGCCAACAUGUCAUGGUCA